CGGGCAGCCCCUCGCACUGAGGGGUUGUCUCCCCGGGAAGGGCUGGUGAUGGUCCGCGGACGGGAGCCUUGAGGCCUUCUUCCCGGGAGGCGAGGGUCGGGCAGGAGCGCCUGGCCCGUGCCCGCCUCGCCUCCGAGGGGCCCAAGGGGCGCCACGGCCCGACCCGCCGGCAAAGGGGGAAGUCGCCCGGCCUCAGCCUCGACCGUGACGCAGCGCCGAGCCGAGCCGGGCCGGGCCAGGCCGGGCCCUGAGGCGGUUUCCACGCGACUUCAGGCGCCCUCGGUGCAGCCGGCACUGGCGAAGCCCCGGCGGCCGCCCGCCCCUUCCGCCCCCGCGGCGGCUCCUUCUAGUCCCCAGCCCGCUGGGCGGAGGUGGGGGCUGUGCUGGCGCCGUCGCCCGAUCUGCACGGGGAAGGCACAACUCUUCCAGCAGACCCAGAAGGAGUUUGUGGCUCUCUCCUGCAAUAGCAGAAGGAUAGGAUGAGCAGCUGGGGUCUGGAAGUGAAGCUGUGGGCUCUCUGGACUCUGUUUGGCUGAAGUCCGUGUGUGCUGCCUGAGCUCAGGUGCAGUCAAUCAUCUGGACCCUGUAUGUUCUUGGCAGCAGUGGCCAUCUGUGGAAAAGAAAAAAGGGAAAAAAAUGAAGUAUAUACUCUUAAUAUUUUUCAUGAAUUUAUUACCACAGCAUGCUGGGAAGUCUUUGAGAAGAGAUGACAGUUACCCCAAAACGUUUGAAGACAUUAAAAAUGAGAUAGCUGGCUAUCGUGAUAUUGCUAAAGCUAUUAUUGAUCUUGCUGUUCAUGGAAAAGCUCAAAACAGAUCCUAUGAAAGAUUAGCUGUUUUUGCUGAUACCAUAGGACCCAGGCUCAGCGGUUCAAAAAAUCUAGAUGCAGCCAUCAAGUAUAUGUUCAAUGCCCUGUGGGAAGAUGGACUAGAAAAUGUGCAUCUGGAACCUGUGAAAGUACCACACUGGGAAAGAGGAGAAGAGUUUGCAAUGAUGUUGGAACCAAGGAAUCACAGCAUUGCUAUUCUGGGUCUUGGGAGCAGCAUUGCAACUCCUCCAGAAGGAAUUACAGCAGAAGUCAUAGUGGUGGCCUCUUUUGAUGAACUGCGCAAAAGAGCUCAGGAGGCCAAGGGGAAGAUUGUUGUCUACAAUGAACCUUACAUCAGUUAUGGUGAAACCGUGCGGUACAGAUCACAGGGGGCGGUGGAAGCUGCUAAAGUUGGAGCAGUGGCAUCCCUCAUUAGAUCCAUUGCUUCCUUUUCUAUUCAUAGCCCGCAUACUGGGUGGCAGAAUUACCAGCCUGACGUGCCCCGCAUUCCCACUGCUUGCAUCUCUGUGGAAGAUGCUGAGAUGAUGUCACGGAUGUCUUCCCGGGGCACUAAGAUUGUUGUGCACCUAAAGAUGGGGGCUAAGACCUAUCCACACUCUCCUUCCUUCAACACUGUGGCAGAGAUAGUUGGAAGCAAGUAUCCAGAGCAGAUUGUAUUGGUUAGCGGACAUCUGGACAGCUGGGACGUUGGGCAGGGAGCUAUGGAUGACGGUGGUGGCGCAUUUAUAUCAUGGGAAGCAUUAUCACUCAUUAAAGAUCUGGGACUUCGCCCAAAAAGGACUCUGCGCUUGGUGCUAUGGACAGCAGAAGAGCAAGGAGGAGUAGGUGCUGAGCAAUACUAUCAGUUGCAUAAGGAAAAUAUCUCCAACUUUGAUAUCGUCAUGGAGUCUGAUGAGGGCACCUUCAGGCCAUCUGGACUGGGUUUUACUGGCAAUGCUAAAGCUCGGGACAUCAUGAAAGAGAUCAUGAGUCUGCUGCAGCCCAUCAAUGUUACAGAUGUUUACGACAGUGCAGAUGGAACGGACAUUGAUUACUGGAUGAGAGUUGGGGUGCCGGAAAGAGCCUUGCUGAUUUGAGAUGGAGGGUGGAUGCGCGCAGGAAAAGUUUCCAGUGCCUUUUACUGUUGAAGCUUCAUCUGUUUGGUUUUUGUUUUUUUCAGUUAAGGGCUGUUUAAGAUAUUAUUUUAGAGUCUAGUCAACCUGUGCUCUGUGGAGUAGAACAACUUCCUUCCCUGAGACCUCAUUUCACAGGAUUUUAUGCAAGUUUAGAUUGAAUCCCCAGCUGUCACCAGUCCUCUGCCGCAAUGAGUGAAAGGUUAAUGCAUUGCAAAAGUAACUGUGAUAAUCCUGAGCUGUAAUUUAGUCUGUUUAGUGUAUCCAGAGGAUUAAUUCUCAAAUGCAUUAAGCAAAACAAGAAAUAAUGCACACUUCAUCUUGUCUCCCUUACACUGUAGUCUCAUUUAAUUAGCCACUGAAAGAACCGAGUGAAAGCUUUCCCUCUGCCUUGUUGUUUGAAUCAUGAAUUUUAAAGACUUUUGAGAGAAUGACUCAGGAGGUGAAACAGCAGGACUUCUGAUGUUAUUUACAAGCUUUGUACUGGAAACUAUUUCAGUGUCUGUAGUCAUGAAACUCAAGUAACUUAGCCUGUAAUUUCAUCAUUUGAGACUAAAUGAUAGGAGAAGUAAUGCUGUCAGCACCCCACUAAACAGCAUUAGCAUCUCCAUUGCCUCUGCUUACUUGAAAAAUGGAUAAUGAAAUAAUUGGCAUUAAAGCCAGCUAUCAACUCCAGGUUAUCCCCUGAAAGAAGAGGUUGAUACGUGCACCAAAAUACAGACAAUACCUGCCUGCAAUAAAGGGGUUUUCAUUACAGUAAUAGUUCUGAAGGCUGCAAUUAAAUGAGGGCCAUUGGUGCAACACCUCACACAAGCAGCCGAGCGCUCCCCGGGGUUUGCAGUGCCAGGGAUGCUGCAGCACGGGGAGAACCUUCCAGUCAACCCAUCCCGAACUGAACAUCCCUUGCAGCAGAUUUAGCCACUGACCAUUCAAGAUUUGUCACUUUGCUGGGUUUUACAAAGCCACAAAAUGAAAUAGAAGUAGUAUAAGAAACUAUGAUCCUGUUCAUAUCUUUUCUUUGUUUUUCCUCUGGUAACUCUUUGACACGUAUGAAGACAAAGAUCAUGUGUCUCCCCGCCUCUGUUCUGCAGUUUUGACCUUUUAAAAUGUCUGGGGCAGCAAUGCUCCAGCUGUGAGAAGUUGUUGAUUCUGUUACUGUAUAGACAUAUGUGUACCCACACACCCCUGGUUUAUAGGGUGUGUAGGAGCACAAAGCUGAGAUAGCAUUCUGGUGUGAGGAGGAGAAUGCUCUUCAGUAUCUGUGCUUUCCUGGUACACAGGAGUUUUUAAUAGCAUAGAAGAUUGUGAUGCAUCCCUUUGCCUCUUUUUUUUUUUUAUAUAUAUAUUUCUAAGUAUGUGAUGUAAAGGAAAAGGACAUACAUAUUUCAUCAGGUCUUCCUUUAUUUCCAAGGCAUUGUAGUUUUUUAGUGCAUUCCUGAAUAGUGUCUUUGGCAUUAAAGGGGUCCAAGAUUGGAAUAAACUUGCUAAUGAAGUAAAGGAGUUUUUCUUGUUUCUUAAGGUAAACACAGGCAACUAAAGCAAUCUUUAAUAAAUGGGAAAAACAAUGAGUCCGUCUUUUGUAGCCAGGACAAUCACUGCAGAAACAAAAAUAAGGUUUCAGAUCAGGUGUUCGUGUUGACAUCUUACUACAAGCAGUACCUUCGAUAAUGAGCAGAUUUGUCUUGACAGAGAGAUGAAGCUCAAACACAUACCUACUUAGAAGAUGCAAGAGAUCCACACGUUAUCUGCAAAGCCUUUCUUUUACCUUCACAAACUUUUGGAAAGAUUGAGCAAAAUUUCCGUUGUGAAGGCAUUUCCAGCUUUGCUGUUAGGCGGUAGUACAGCUUGCUCAAUGGGGCACUGGCCUGAGCUCAGAUGUCUGGCAUCUAUUCCUUUCUCAGCUGCUGUGAGAAAAUGAAUGUGCCGUUUCAUCUCUGCGUGUCUCUCUCAUCCUGCAGUCUCUUCUGUCUGCUUAGAGUGUAUGUUCUUCUAAGCUGGAGUCUUUUGUAUUUGGAGGGGUAUAUAUAUGGUGUAAGAUAAUGGAGUGGCAAUUCUGUCAGCUCCUCUAGGGACUACUGUAAAAUGAAAAGUAAAAAAGUUAUACAUUGCUGUAAUUCAUUAGCAUAUUAACUUCACUAUAUAUCGCAAUGUGCAUGUAGAGGUCAGUAUCCCAAAGAUCUAGCUGUAAUAUUGAAGACCCAGCACAACCAAGAGAGGUUAUACAAAAGGUGAGGAAUUUCCCAAUGUAUUUGAAAGUUUCAUGGAAUAGUUGCGUUGUGAAGUUUACAUGAAAACAGGACAUCUGGAAAGCCAUCGACAGGGCUGUACAGCAGAAGGAUACUGACUUUAAGAUUCACAUUUGGCUUCCUAUGGCAAUUAAAUGCUAUUUGGGAUAUAGUAAAAAAGAAAAAAAAUCUAGGGAGGAAUGUAAUGCAAAAUGUUUUACACUGAAAAAAUAUGCAGGAGUUACUAUAUGCUCCCCCCUUGAAGGUAUCUGGUUUUUAUAGGAAUUGCCUUUGUAAUAAUUCUGAUAACCAAUAACUAAUUUUCCAGUCAUUGUUUGCACAAAUGACAAUAAUUUUAAUGCUUAAGUAUCUGGCAAUAGAGUUUAAUCUAGUGAUGGGUUGUCACAGCAGUGCAUAUGAAGGCAAUAGUACCUGACAGUGAUUGACAAGAAGCAGUGAUCAUCAUUGACAUGCUCAUCAUUCAUUUUGUGGCUCAUUCAUUCUUUUACCUCAAUAGCAGCAUCACAUCUUCUUAAGUUGGCAAGAAAAAAAUGUUUCACGCAGUUUAUUAAUGUGUGAAGAACUGGGGUUUAAUGUGGACAUGUUGUAAGGCAGGUAAAUAUUCUGGUCAUCAGCUAAGUAAUAUUCACAUUGUGCAUUUCAUGCUGAGAUCAGCAGCUAGAGGGGAUGAGCUGUUUUUCUAAAUUUCUCAGUGUGCGUGUCUGGAUUUUUCUCAAGAUACUCUUACACAGCUGAUUACUGAAAAUACAUUGUCAGUAUCAAUUACCCAAGCAGCUGCUUUUACCUGCCUUAUGCAGUGCACCAAACUGUGUAUGAAAUAGCUGCUUAUGCAGAAUUCGUGAAAUGAGUUCAAGACAUGAAUGAGCUUGACUUGAAGAAUUUGUUUAUCUUGUGUCAGUUUUAAGAGAUGUCUGAAUGAGGCGAGGAGAUGGCACCAUGGGCUAGAGAGUCCCACAGAAUGGCUGUAUUGACAGACACCUCUUGAGAUCAUCUCAUGCAACACCCCUCUCAAGCAGGGUCAGCUGUAGCGGGUUGCCCAGGGCCACGGUCAGUCGGGUUUUGAGUAUCUCCAGGGGUGGAGACUCCACAACAUCUCUGGACAGCUUGUGCCAAACAAUGUGACAACCCUCUCAGUAACAAAGUGUUAUCUGGUGUUCAGGUGGUAUUUCACGUGUUUUAGAAUCGGAGAAUCAGAGGGAACACAAGUGACACUAAAUAGCUGCUGUCAGGUAACUGGACUGGACCACUGUACUGAAGAGGUUUUCCUGCCACUUUGUAAUGGAAUGAUGAAUUAUUGAAGCUGCAAAUUAUUAAUUAUUUUCAGUUUUUAAUUUCCAGUAUUUUUGAUGCAUUCAAAUGCAUUUUUGGCAGCAGUUUUUGUCAUUCCCUGUUUCCAUGCCACAGCAUCUACUACAACCAGCUAGAAGCAGUUUCUCACUGAGUUCCUUAUCAGCCAGCAGUGUUCCUCAUGUGAUUCGCAUCACUGUAAAUGUGAACAGACUGAAACAGAACAAUUAAAGAAGGUUGUUUGGCAAACGUCCCUUUUUUCUUUAUGAGUGUUCUUGCUCUGCAGACACAGGAAAGCAGCAAAGCUCAUAAAACGUGACAGUGGAGCACCCAGCCCAUCACUUGUUUUUCUGUUUGAUUAUUGGUUCCACCUAGAUAAUGGGAAUUAAAUAUGUGAUACAUACAUAUAUAAUGCUUCCAAUCUGAGGAUUUUUAAGUACUUAAUUAGGCCUUUCGGUCUCUUGAGAGGCUGUACACAGUCCCCUUUCUAGGUGGCUAGCAUGGAGACGAGUGAAUAACUUAUAGCAGGCCUAUGGCACAUGGCUACUCACGUGUUUUGCUUGUCUGCUACCUUAUGUAGCUGGCAAAAAUACACCUCCAUUUGUUACUGGCUGUUGUUCCUGAGGGAAGCAUUACAUAAUAACAACAACAAAAGAAACCCUUACAUCAAAUUUAGAUGAAAGAACAAAAUGGUUAGCCAUUGGAGUUUUAAAACUUGUGUCUAGGUGAAUUUUUCCGGUUUCUUUCAGGCUUCUGAAAGUGGCAUGUUUGGCUUCCAGGCAAAUUUUUUUUGAGAAAGGUUAAUAAUACAGUGACUGUCGAAGAUCCUGUUUGGUCAACCAGCUGAUGUGCUUUGAAACCUGCCCGUUUGAAGCGUUGUGCAGAGUUCUUCUCCCGCUGCCCUUGCCUUCUGUGGGAUGGCUGCUUGUGCUCACAGCAUUGCUGCUUCUGUUAGUUUUUCAGAAAAGCAGCUGUAGGAUCCCACAGACUUUAGGUAACCCAACAUGACUGCGGUCUGUGGAGCCCCACAGGACUCCCCUCUUCAUAGCCAUCUGCAGGGGCUGAUCUUAGUCCUGGAUGCAUUUGCUGGCAAAAGAGUUCUGCUCAGAAUCUUGCUGCAGUUUGGCAAUCUCCGGAAGCCAUAAAUAUCUCUGGGCAGCUAACAUCAGCAUGGAGGAGUCUCAAGUUUGGAGCAGGAGACAUGAAAAUUGCUUGCAGCCAUAUCUGUGCCCCAGGGUGUUUCAUGUCUAGAGGCUUGUGUGGGGCUCUAGGCUGUAAAUUGUUCUCGUGCUCAAAGCCAAGAACACAGAUUUUUACUUUUGUUUCUAAUUACAUAAGACGAAACUGCUUUCUUAGGGUCUUUCCUUAGUCUCCCAAGAUGUUUACAGGUCACUGACUUCAAUGCUAGCCCAAGACUUAAAAGAACACAGCCGGUUUAGGAACCUUUCAAUAUUCUCCCUACUCACACACUCUGAUGUUUCUUGCACUGUAAUUGCUUGAUAUCAAAGUCAGAUCAUUUUCUGAUUUCUAAAAUCAGUUUAGAGAAGCAAAUCUGUUUCAGCAUUUCAGGGAGUUAAACAUUACAAAGCAAAGGGUGCUUAUCCUUGUUCCAUUCACAAAGAUGCUGCUCUAUAAAUCCAUAGUUGCUGUGAUUACUGAAAUGUCUAUGACAAAUUGCAGGCAACCAAUUUUUGUCUUGAGUCUUAUAAAAGUGUUUUAAAAUUGUAAUAGGUUUGCCUCAGUGGCUUGACUUGUAAUGUGUCUAGUGCAGAAGUCCAUCAGUUAAAUGGUUUAUCAUAGUUCAGCCCUUUUAUGGUUGUAUGUAUUUAAAAGAAUUAAGAAUAAAAUUUAGAAGUGAAUGUGAGUUGACAUAAAUUGAAUGCUAAAGUUAUUGGAACAUCGUUCAGCACCUGUAACCUACCCAGUGACUUCUGUGGGAGUGCAUUGCUUCAGGCCAGUGGCAAACAAGCAUCUUAAGAGCAAGAAGAGCCUCAUAAAAUCAGUCACAGUGCCAUAUAACCAUACGUAGCGUGUAUCAUCUCUAUUAUGUAGGGAUCUUCAUCUUGGAUGGACUUAUAAAAUGCAUUACCUUUCUUUUCCUUCUCUCUAAAAUAACAGUGAAACAAGCAGUCCAAGUCAGUUCCCGUUACAGCGAUAGAAACAUGCCUGUUAACCACACUGAGAGCUGGACACUGUCCUGAAUGGCUGUACAAGUGAUCAAAAGAUAUGUAUUAUAGGAAUGUACAGUUAUGCUGCAAGAAAUUUUGCUUUAAUUCUCUUCAAAGGCUCCAGGAAUCUCAGGGAAACCAAGAAAAAUCUUAACAGUAAGUCUUAUGGGCACACGUGAGUUUAUCAAAGCCCUCGUCAUCUGAUACUGAUUUCCACUGUGUGUAAAUAAAUAUAUGAAUCAUUUUUUUACUUCAUCUUUGUAAUCAAACAGUCCUGAUUUUUUUCUUACUUAGUAUGGUAGGAGUAUCCUCAGUGUUUUUGCCUGGGGCCCUUAGCUCUUACCCAUGAACUCCCAUCAGUGCUUGUUCUCUGGGAUUGAUGACCAAGAGAGGAGGGGGUCCUGUUGUGCCAGGUGGGUCCUGCCCUUGGAGCUGUGCACCUCUGGCACUGACCAGCGGGCAGCCCAAGGGAGUCCACACAGAGGAACUGCAAGCAGUGAAUCAGUGUGUUGGGGGGAAAUACCACAUUUACUUAUUUUCAACAUUUCGGGUCAAGUUCCGUUAACGAUGGAAGGGUUGUUGAGAUUAAAACAAAGCAGAUGGAGACUGAUAAAACCAGAGAAGAACAGACGAAGGUAAUGAACUGGGAGAGAAAUUGCAAGGGGACAGGGAGUCAGAGGGGGUAAGUGUGGACUGGACCAGACGGAGAAUGGCCAAGGUGAAAAUACCCCGCUGGGUAUAUACCUCUCUGCAGCGCCUGGUGGGGUGGCAGCUUCUCCUGCUCCUCUUGGCUUUGGUCUGCCUUGGGGCCUGGAGUGAUGCCUCCUCAGGAUUAUAUUACUUGUGCUCCCUGAGCGCACCUGGCUUGAGGAAGAGUGUUCAUUUCCCUCCCCAUGUGCCCCCAGAGGGAGUCAGUGGUUCCUGAACAGGAUGAACUGUAGUUUCACCCAACUUGCUUCUGCCCCAGCUGAUGGGGACUCCUGACAGCAACGGUAAUGUAAUCCUGGGAAAUCUGGGUUACCCUGGGUUGUCUGGAAGAUUGCUCUGAAAUAGAACAUCCUUGUGAUGAACGGAGGCUCAAAAGCAGAAGCAACUUCCAGAGCUUUCCCCAACACAACAGCAAGGAGAGGAUCAAUAACUCAGUUGUAACUCAUCAUCAGAGCAGUGGGAUGAAGGACAGAGGAGGCGCCACCGUGUGUGAGGUUCCCACAGGGAGUUUCCUGCUUUGACUCUGGAAGUCUUAGAGGAAAAUGGAUGUAUAUUGUUCCUGAGGGGGAUUGUUCCUUCCCAGGGGAAGGUCAGCUUUUCCCCAGUGUGAAUUUCUGCUGCCUCCUGCUCGCUCCAGUCAAUUAACCUAAAACCUACAAACUGCACAUGCCACAGCUCUGUGCAGUUAUUAUAUGAAACUUUAACAGUUGCAUGUGGAUUUAAUCAUAAACAGCCCAGGAAUGGAUUCAAGUUUAUAUUCCUCUCCAAAUAUUUGUAUUCCUGUAAUGGAAUAUUGCCCAUUUUUCU
Messenger RNA from Columba livia (rock pigeon), 9157 nucleotides. RefSeq names its product carboxypeptidase Q (gene CPQ). The record is from RefSeq and is a predicted model, not a curated record. Bases 637 to 1905 code for a protein of 422 amino acids. Lineage: Eukaryota; Metazoa; Chordata; Aves; Columbiformes; Columbidae. The transcript has 9 exons. Gene Ontology annotation, molecular function: metallodipeptidase activity. Gene Ontology annotation, biological process: thyroid hormone generation; proteolysis; peptide catabolic process.